This is a messenger RNA of Pleurotus ostreatus (oyster mushroom), 2022 nucleotides long. RefSeq lists its product as uncharacterized. The transcript has 11 exons. The coding region runs from base 1 to 2022 and encodes 673 amino acids. The record is from RefSeq and is a predicted model, not a curated record. NCBI's taxonomy places the organism in Eukaryota, Fungi, Basidiomycota, Agaricomycetes, Agaricales, Pleurotaceae.
AUGGAGGAUCGCGCACGCGAAGCGGCCCUACAGCGCGCCACCUUCAUCGUUGAGACCAUCGAAUGGGUGGCUACGGGAUUCGAGUCAGUUCAGUUCAAUCCCACGGUUGAACACGGGCUGACACACCUUUACAGUACACUGCAGCAUGUCUUCUCAAAACUGACCGCUGAAAAUACCAAUUUCAGGCUAUUAAACCUUUGGGCCGACGCCAAAGAUGGGAAAGAAGGAAAACCCUCCGAUGAGGAGAGAAAGUACCAUGCCACUGAUGGCAAGGUCAUGUGUCUCAACAGCUCAUGCAGCAUCAAGAGAGGUACGAAUGGGAGGCAGACGCCUAUAUGGCCUCCCCAAUGCAAGCCCAAAGGAAAGGGUGUCAUGCCUGAGGUGGUUCUAUCUUCCUUGGAGCUGAAGGGAGCGCAGGGAACUGCCAGAACAAUACACCUGGACUUCGGUGUGCUAUGGAUCUCUAUUGCCUACCUAACACAUAUGUCGCUUCAAUUCUAUACGAAGAACAUGUGGUACAACUCCGUACUGACUGUCCCAAAAAAACUUCGUGGUUUCCGAGUUGGCCUGGCCUUUGAGUUUGAAGCUCAUACCUUAGCAUUUGUUACAUUAGACAACGUCUUCCAGCCCAACUGGGCAGUCUCUUGUGACAAGCUACCUCCCACACCGUCAGAUGUCUAUGCUGACUUCCACGGAUUUCUUUGUGGAGUGAGCAGUUUUGUCGAGGGCAUUCUGGACUCACGAAAAGCUAGCCUGGCCGCUGAUUGCAUGCGCACUUCAACGACCAGGGUGUUCUUUGGCAUGGGGGUUUACACUCUUUGCGAGGUAUUCUUUAUGGCUGGGAUUCCCAUCCACAUUUCAAUACAAGAAUUCUGCCAAAGUCCGUCUCGAGUGGCCCGACUCUGUCUGGCACUAUGGGAGUACACAAGAAAGUCCCAUGAUAAUCUGUGGUCGGAUGUUUUGAAGCCUGCAAUGGUGGACAACAUCUUGGCACCCACCAGAAGGCAGAGGGAGCAGUAUAGCGACUGGCUGAUGGUAUAUGGGAAGACAAGGACUCUUGUACCCCGUCGCAUGGCAGAGUUGAUCGUCAAGCAUGAAACAAAUGAUGUAAACGGAGAGGGUGAUAUCUUCGAGCCUGGAUAUCUCAAUAUCGCUCUUCGAAAGCACCCCUACCUGGGGUCUCUUGUUUUCGGAGAGAGUGCGUGGACUCGCCUCGGUGGGUCAGUGGGUGGGGGUGAUCCCUUGUCUUCUCUUUUUUCAAAGCGCAAUAUGCUUGAUGCCAAAUCCCAUAUUAACCCGGAGUACUAUGAGAGCAUUGUUCCUUACGACUUCAUGGACAAGACUCGGCCGCGAAAGCAAAUCUACUUGUACUAUCAAGUGCAUAAGACUUGUGGGAAGCAGCUCUGGACAAUAACCAAGAUUCCCUCCUCUCAUGCUGAGACCUUCGAUCUCAUUACUGGGAUGGAACGAGAGACCCGUCUCUUUUCCAACAUUGUUAAAAAGUCAGCAAGUGUUGCUAUUGGGCCUCUAGAGUAUUGUGGAAAUGGUCGCAUAAUGAUGACGACACAUCAGAAGAAGAGAGUAUUUGUUGUCCAAGGGGACCCUUCGCUAUCCGACACUGAUUUCAAAAGAUACAUCCGAGGCAUCUAUCGGAUCAAGAACCACCUCGAUGAACCAGGCCAACCAAAAACAGGAAUGUCCAGGGAGCACCAGACAGAACUCAAUAAAUGGAUUACUUCAUUGGAAGUCGUUCGCCGUUGUGGACUCUCUGGCCCGGAACGCGACAUGGAGGAGACUGAAGAUACUUUCAAAGGCUCAGAUGAAGCUACCAAUGAUGACGAUGAUGAGCAGACGGUAGGACCUUCCUCUGAUGAUACCCUUGUUGGCAAUGAAGACGAUCAACCACCAAUGAAGAAGCGGAGGCUCAGUACAGAUGCUCGGCUGUCCUUGACAUUGGGAAAAGAGAAUAUCAUUCCAGCACUCUUUGGCAUACGGGUGACUAGACGUAGCAAGAAGCCUUAG